CUCGUUUGCCGUUGAUCUGUCUUAGCUAACUACUUCACACUAGUGAGAACAGAGCUGAGCUGAGAGCAAUGGCGAUGGUGGCGAGGAGGUUCUUGGUGGCGGCGGCGGCUGUGUGCCUGGCGCUGGCGGCGGUGCCGGCGGCGAUGGGGCAGGCGGCGGCGCCGGCGCCGAAGGGGGCGGCGGCGGCGGCGCUGAACGUGACGGCGAUCCUGGAGAAGGGCGGGUCGUACACGACGUUCAUCCGGCUGAUGAAGAGCACGCAGCAGGACACGCAGCUGAACAGCCAGCUGAACGGCACGUCCACCGGCUUCACCGUGUUCGCCCCCACCGACGGCGCGUUCAGCAGCCUCAAGCCCGGCACGCUCAACUCCCUGUCGGCGCAGGACCAGGUGUCGCUGGUGCAGGCGCACAUCGUCCCCAAGUUCUACUCCAUGGACGCCUUCGACACGGCGAGCAACCCGGUGCGCACCCAGGCGUCCGGCGGCGACGGUCCCUACACGCUCAACAUCACCGCCACCUCCACCAACCAGGUCAACGUCUCCACCGGCGUCGUCGACACCACGCUCGGCACCGCGCUGCGCGCCGACCAGCCGCUCGCCGUUUACUCCGUCGACAAGGUGCUCCUCCCGUACGCGCUGUUCGGCCCCAAGCCGCCGCCGUCCCCGCCGCCGGCGCCCAGCAAGAAGCCGGCCAAGGGGGACACCAGCGCGUCCGCGGAGGCGCCCGCUGGCUCCGCCGACCACCCUGCCGGCGCCGCCCCCGCCGCCGCCAGGGCCGCCGGGUGGGGCGUGGCUGCCUUGCUGGCCGCCGCUUGCCUCUUGUAAGAUGAGAAAUUCGUGUCGGUGCAUAUGAGAUCAGAGGCUACUACUGGCUGAGUGCAUGAUGCAUUUCAAGAGUAGUUCUUGCUGCAACUUAAACUACUCCUCUUCCUCUCCUUAUUCUUCUCUCUCUCCUUGUGAUUGAACAAAUUUAUCCAGUGGUUUUGAAGAGUGGAUGACGAAAUGCAGUCGAAAUGUUUUUCUGUACAUUUUCGUAAAAAAUCUACGUAGAUCUUCGAUCUGUAAUA
Messenger RNA from Oryza sativa Japonica Group (Japanese rice), 1066 nucleotides. Its product is annotated as fasciclin-like arabinogalactan protein 13. Gene Ontology annotation, biological process: plant-type secondary cell wall biogenesis. Gene Ontology annotation, cellular component: plasma membrane. NCBI's taxonomy places the organism in Eukaryota, Viridiplantae, Streptophyta, Magnoliopsida, Poales, Poaceae. The record is from RefSeq and is a predicted model, not a curated record.